This is a messenger RNA of Nyctereutes procyonoides (raccoon dog), 3251 nucleotides long. RefSeq names its product indoleamine 2,3-dioxygenase 2 (gene IDO2). The record is from RefSeq and is a predicted model, not a curated record. Gene Ontology annotation, molecular function: metal ion binding; L-tryptophan 2,3-dioxygenase activity; indoleamine 2,3-dioxygenase activity. Gene Ontology annotation, biological process: 'de novo' NAD+ biosynthetic process from L-tryptophan. NCBI's taxonomy places the organism in Eukaryota, Metazoa, Chordata, Mammalia, Carnivora, Canidae. Bases 44 to 1267 code for a protein of 407 amino acids. Gene Ontology annotation, cellular component: cytoplasm. The transcript has 10 exons.
ACUCAGGGACUCAGACUUUAGUGUAGAUACUUCAAACAAAAUUAUGGAGCCUCCAAGUCAGAAUUUGAAGACAACACCAUUAUUAUCUCUAAGAAGAUUUCACAUUUCUGAAGAUUAUGGCUUUCUUCUUCCAAAUCCUCUGAAAGAACUUCCAGAUCAGUUUAGGCCUUGGAUGGAAAUUGCCAAUGAACUCCCUCAUUUGAUUGAGAGUCACCAGCUUCAAGCUCGAGUGAACAAGAUGCCCCUCCUCAGCUGUCAGGGCCUCACGAGUUACCGGGAACAGCGCCUGGCUCACUUGGUUCUCAGCUUUAUUACUAUGGGCUACGUGUGGCAGGAAGGACAGACACAACCCAAAGAGGUUCUGCCAAGAAAUCUUGCCCUUCCCUUUGUCGAAGUCUCCAGGAACUUGGGGCUCCCUCCUAUCCUGGCCCACGCAGACCUGGUACUGACAAACUGGACCACUAGGAAUCCAGAGAGAUCCCUGGAAAUCAGGAACUUGGACAUCAUUGUCUCACUUCCUGGGGGAGAGAGCCUGCGUGGCUUUAUACUGGUGACUGUUUUGGUGGAGAAAGCUGCAGUACCUGGGAUUAUGGCACUUGUUCAGGCCGUGAAUGCCAUCCUGCAGCACGGCGACAACUCCCUGCUCCGAGCCCUGCAGCAACUGAGACUCUCCAUUCAGGACAUCACCAGAACCUUAGGACAAAUGCACAAUUAUGUUGAUCCAGACAUAUUUUAUGCAGUCAUCCGGAUCUUUCUCUCUGGAUGGAAGGAUAACCCAGCAAUGCCUGUGGGGUUGACCUAUGAAGGAGUCUCCACAGAGCCCUUGAAGUACUCUGGAGGGAGUGCAGCUCAGAGCACAGUGCUUCAUGCCUUUGAUGAAUUCUUAGGCAUUUGUCAUAGCAAGGAAAGUGCUGACUUUCUGCACAGGAUGAGGGAGUACAUGCCUCCUUCCCAUAAGGCCUUUAUAGAAGAAAUCCAUUCGGCUCCCUCACUGAGAGACCACAUCCUGUCCUCUGGAAAUGACCAACUUCUGACAGCCUAUAACCAGUGUGUGGAGGCCCUGGUGGAGCUUCGCAGCUAUCACAUCACUGUGGUGACCAAAUACCUCAUCACAGUGGCCACCAAAGCAAAAGGCAGGAAGCCAAACCAUCUCCCUGGGCCAUCACAAGCCUUAGAAGAGAGGGGCACAGGUGGCACUGUAGUUCUGAGCUUCCUGAAGAGUGUCAGGGACAAGACCUUAGAGGCAAUUCUCCACCAAAGUGAUUAAGAGACUGCCCUCUGCCCAACAAUGCAAAACCAGCAAACUUGGGUGUUCCCUUUCUCUCUCUCCCUUUGGAGCACACAUAGGCCUGAAGAAUAAGAAUGUCUGGAAUAAUCUGAAAGGGAUAUCAGCCUUAUAUAUGUUCCUGCUACCCUCCACCCAGCCCCACUAUGCACACACACAUAUUACUGGGACAGUAUUUAGAUUCCAGAGUACCAAUCAAGGAGAGUACCUGAUCGUUGGGGGUAGCCUCCACCCAAGUUAACAUCUGCUGACACAGUCCCCCUCCCCAUAUGGGUACUGGUCGAAUGGAGCUUACAGCUUAUCUCAUCCUGUCUAAGAGGCUUUUCAGAUUACUCAGCUUUCAAAGUCCUAUAUCAUGCCACUUGGAAAAAAUACCUGACUACUUUCCACAUCCCCUAGGCCCUUAAACCCCACUCUGACUAUAUGUAUAUUAUAUGUACUGCAUAUAUACUAUAGUAUACUAUAGGUAUUACAGUAUACCAUACAUCAUGUUCUCUCUCUCUCUCUGUAUGUGUGUGUGUAUAUAUAUAUACACACACACACACACACACACACAGCAUAUAUAUAUAUAUAUAUAUAUAUAUAUAUAUAUAUAUAUAUAUGAGAGAGAGAGAUUUUUAGAAAUUGGCUUAUAUGAUUAUGAGGCUGGAAAUUCCAAAACCGCAGGGUAGACCAGUAAGCUGGAGGCCCAGUGAUGCAACAAUUGAAAGACUGGCUACCUUUUCAUUUAAAUGUUCAUCUCAUCCAUACAAAACAGCCUCACAAAAACAACCAGAAUAAUGUUUGACCAAAUAUCUUGGCAUCAUGGCCCAGCCAUGGUGACAUAAAAUUAACCAUCAGAAACCUCCAUGAGAAGAACCUGAAUUAGGAUCGUUAUGGUAUCUGACACACACCCUCCCCACAUCUUUAUCAGAGAAGAAUCAUCCUUUGUAAUAAUGGAGAGGAGGUACAAAAAUGGUGUAGAGUACAGCGACUCCCCAAGAGAUGCUGGGAAAGGAUGUAGCAGUGCAUUGGAGAGAAACCCCUAGAGAAAAGCACAGAAUACUGCACCAAAAAACCUGACCACAUUGACAACUAAAGGCUUUCUAUGCUGCAUGAUCCAUGUAGAAUAAAACCAUCGUCUCUGUUAAUAAAAAUAACAACCCAUUGUUUCUCAAAGUUGGUAUUAUAGCGGUAAGCUUCAUCUGGGAAGGGGGAUAAGACCUUAAAGUCCUAAACCUUGUACAUGAGAGUCACCUUCAUCCAUGCUGCUCCACUCUACCUAGUCCUACCGGGGUCAAGGGGUCACCAAUUCCUUUUCAUACUGUGUCCACAUACAGCUAGGAUUACUUUAGUAAUUUUUAGAAGACUUUAGUAAAGAUUCAGGGAUGAUUUCAAAAGGAAGCAAACAAAAACCAUAAAGGAAUACUAGUUAAAUGGCCUGGGUAACAUGCCAUGUGCAUUCUGGAGGCACACAAGUCCUACACUUCCUCAUUCCUAGGCUGCAUGCUGGUGAACGGGAUCCCCCAAACUCUCAGCUUAUAGGAUGUCAAACCAAGACAGUGAGGCUCAGAGACUGAGUUUCUCCUCCCCUGUUGUUAGUCUGAAAUUUGUUUUUUGUUGUCUCAGUCCAAUCUAUAUUGGGUUAAAAUCAAAAUAAAAUGAAACACCAAUGAUAAAGAAAUGCUUGAUACCUGUGAGAUCCCAUCCAAUUUAAGAUCUGGGAUAAAAAACUUGAGGUAACUACAAGCCAAUUAUUCCUUCCACAACAAUGAAUUUCACCCACCACGUUCUGUCUUGCAUUUUCUGGUGCACAAAUGUCCUAUUUGCUUUGCUAAUGGAAGAAAUGUUCUUCUCUUUCUUUGUUCAUGUAACAGUAAACUUAAUAAAGAAGUCGGAUAUCACUGUUUUCUGAAAUGCAAUCGCUAGUUAAUUUUUGCAGUUUAGCAUCUGCUUCCCACGAACAUUAAAAAACUGAGUUCUUGAA